Molecule: messenger RNA, 1893 nt
Organism: [Torrubiella] hemipterigena
Lineage: Eukaryota; Fungi; Ascomycota; Sordariomycetes; Hypocreales; Clavicipitaceae
Source: the annotation of a GenBank genome assembly
CGGGGGGGCCUUCAGUGCCUGAAACGCGUUGGGUGGCGCUCACACCUAAGCCCAAAUGCCAAUUCUUUUUAAUAAUAUCGGCCUCAAUUAUGUGGCUUCUGGAGUUGUCACUAUUAACAGAGUUGUGGCGGAGAUCCCCUCUCACCCAGAGCAGCCUGUUGAUUUCGCCUUCAACACUAGCAACGGCACUACGAUUGUCACUUUCUUUUAUAAAAGACAGGCACGAUCGUAUACAGCAAUGAACUCGGAGCAGACCACACGCAGCAGAGAAGAUGAACAAACUCCCCUCUUAACAGGAUCGCAGCAGGACGAUGCCACUCAUGGCUAUCGCUUUGGUUUGGAGGACCAACGACCACCGAAAUACAAGGUUAUUCUUCUACUAUCCCUCAUUCUUACUUGCUACUUCGUCGGCGCCUCUAUUUUUGUUGUCCCUCUGAAUAGUCUGGCCGAUGAUUAUCUCUGCCGCAAAAUGUUCCCGUCCAGCCCAGAUGGAUGCAAGGGCGACCCUGCAGAGCGAGAUGCAGUCUCUGCUGAAUUUGCCGACAUCGACGCUUGGUCGCUGACGUUUACGCUUCUCCCAUCGCUGCUAUCAUCCAUACCAUUCGGUGUUCUCGCCGACAAGAUUGGUAGGCGGAUACCGUUCUUUCUCAACGUGAUUGGCCUCACUCUAAGCACUUGGUAUUCGGUCUUCAUUGUGUGCAACCUGGACUGCAUCGACGUACGCUGGUUGUGGGCAUCUGGUUUGUGGCUCGUUAUAGGCGGCGGCUUGCCAGUCAUGACCGCAACCAUCUACGCCUUCGUCAGCGACAUUACUGAUCCGGAAACAAGGUCGCAGACAUUCUUCUUUUUGGGCACCCUGUUUAUUAGUGCAAGCAUAGCCGGCCCUUUCAUUGCAUACUUCACCAUCCGCGCGGGCCUCUGGUUUUCCAUCUGGCUCGGAUUGGCAUUCAUUACCUUGACAAUUCCGCUCGCCUGGUUUCUGCCAGAGACACGGGUUCCCUCAAGCAGCAAGACACCAGGUGAUGAGACCGGAAAGAGCGCCAUCUUGCAGCAGAUUCGCACCGUCUGUCGCGAAACUGGCCGCGUCGCGCGAUACCAAUUCUUGGAGAAUACGGCUCUGGGCCUAUCCUUGUUUAGUUUGAUCUUCACAACACUUGGGAGAUCUCUACCCGUGGUUGUCGAAAAAUAUGCAAAUCGCCGCUACGGCCUGUCUUGGGCAGAGGUUGGACUGUUGGGAUCCGUGCGAAGCUUUGUUGCUCUGGGCACAACAGCAGUGGUGCUUCCGCUCGUGGAUGUUCUGCUCCGUAAGAAGCUCAACAUCUCCCUCGCUGCAAAGGAUAUGUGGCUGGUUCGAGGAAGCAUCUUGAUCAUGCUGCUGGGCUCCAUCUGCGUCGGAUUGUCCAAGUCGACAGUCAUGUUUGUCUCGAGCUUGGCCGUCUUUGGCUUGGGCUCUGGCUACGAGUAUGCCAUGCGUGGACUGCUUGCGCAGAUUGCUGGUGACAGCAUUGCUACGGUAUACACCACCAUGAGCCUUAUGGAGACGAUAGGCGAGCUGAUUGCUGGUCCAAUGCUGGCGAGGUUGUACCGCGUCGGUUUAGGCUGGGGAGGGGACUGGAUCGGACUGCCGCUGUUUGCAAUCGCGGGCUUGUUUACGAUUGCUGCUAUUAUUGUGUGGUUCAUCCGUUUGCCAGACAACUCCGAGGAACAAGAUGUUGGCCAGGAUUCGGAUUUGGGGCAAGCAUAAUCAUGUGUGUUCAGAGAGAGAAAUACGGAUUCGGUUCACGAAUUACCCACCAGGAUCAGGGUUGGAAAUGUAAUCAGGUUAAACUUAAUAUCAGGCUCUACCAACACUCUCUACUUGGAUUAGCAAUAAUAUGACACUAUAUCACCUUG